AUGCGCCACGCCCGCGACUACGAGGCGCUGGGCCUGCCGCUGGGCGCCUCCAAGGCCGACGCCAAGGCCGCCUUCCGCAAGCUGGCGCUCAAGUGGCACCCCGACAAGAACCCGGGUGGGUGGGAGGCUGAGGCCAAGUUCCAGGAGAUCAGCCAGGCGUAUGAGCGGCUGAUGACGACGGAUGAGGACCAGAAGGUGGAGCAGCUGGGCAUGUGA
Messenger RNA from Chlorella variabilis, 216 nucleotides. RefSeq lists its product as hypothetical. Lineage: Eukaryota; Viridiplantae; Chlorophyta; Trebouxiophyceae; Chlorellales; Chlorellaceae. The record is from RefSeq and is a predicted model, not a curated record. The transcript has 2 exons. The coding region runs from base 1 to 216 and encodes 71 amino acids.